AUGCCUCAUCAUCUCCUCACACACCUCUUCCCCUCCAACGAAAGUUUCGGCUACGAAGCCCUCCGCGCAGCCGGCUACUCCAACUGCGGCGCCUCAGACAUCGGCGAAGUCAUCACAAUCUGCCACAACAUCCCCCCGGGCGACGAAGACCGCUGGCUCCAGGAAUGGAAAGCAGCCGGCCAUCGCGCCGUGGCCAACGCCAAAAUCAGCUUAUCCAAAGGCAAUACAGUCGGAGCGAGGGAAGCAUUCCUCCGCGCAUCCAACUACUUCCGCACCGCUGAAUUCUACCGUCGUGAGAACCCGCACGACGAUCAACUCAGCAAGGAAUUAGCAGAUGCGAGCAUCGACACGUUCUACAAGGCAGCCGAGUUGAUGCCAUAUGUCACCACCAAAGUUGCCAUCCCCUACGAGGGAACAACACUACCCGGUAUCAUGAUGAGACCCGAUGCCAACGAUAAGCCACGACCGCUCAUCAUUGUAAACGGCGGGUUUGACUCAACAAUGGAAGAAAUCGUGUACUCUGUUGGCGGCGCCGCUCUCCAACUUGGCAUGAAUGUACUUGCCUUUGACGGUCCCGGCCAGGGCUCUGCAGUUCGCAAUCAAAAGCUCUUCUUCAGACAUGACUGGGAGAAGGUAGUCACCCCCGUCGUUGACUUUGCUCUGUCGCAUCCAUUCGUCGACAAGUCGAAACUCGUUCUCGUGGGCCUCAGCAUGGGGGGAUACCUCGCGGCUCGAGCGAGCGCCUUUGAGCACCGUUUGGCGGCUGUCGUUCUGAAUGACGGAGUAUUCGACUUUGGCAGCGUAUUCCUCCCCAAGGAGGAGAACCCCGAUCCCAACGCACCGGAUAUGAGUGUCAUUCUUGCCACGGAUGAGCACGACGAGCAAGCAAAUGUUGCUAUUCGCCAGGGUGCCGCUCUCAACACUGGCUUUAAAUGGGCCAUGAAUAACGCCAAAUAUGUGUUUGGACUGAACUCCGAGGCAGGGACGAUUCGCGAGGCGCAAAAAUACACACUCAAGGACGUGGUUGAGCAGAUUAAGACGCCGACACUGGUGCUUGAUGCGCCGGAUGAUCAUUUCAUGAAGGGUCAGCCUGAAGAGCUGUUUCAUAAGAUGAAGUGCGAGAAGGAAUUGGUCACGUUGACUGCGGAGGAGGGCGCCAGUCUGCAUUGCCAUGUUGGCGCUGGCUCGAGGCUGGGACAGGUCAUGAUGGACUGGGUGCUGGACAAGUUGAGUUCAGUGUAA
Pochonia chlamydosporia 170 is the source of this 1242-nucleotide messenger RNA. RefSeq names its product dipeptidyl aminopeptidase/acylaminoacyl peptidase. The transcript has a single exon. Bases 1 to 1242 code for a protein of 413 amino acids. Lineage: Eukaryota; Fungi; Ascomycota; Sordariomycetes; Hypocreales; Clavicipitaceae. The record is from RefSeq and is a predicted model, not a curated record.